AUGUCAUUGUUUCAAGUUAAAGGAUGGGAUGUCAAGGGGGAUGUAAUUGCUGAUAAGGGGAAGUCGAAAAAGAACCAAAAGAAACCAAAGAAAGCCACCAAUAGCAACAACAAUAAAGGUGAAGCAUCUAAAGAAAAACCAAAGGACAAUAAAAAGAAUAAUAAUAAGAAGCGUAAUCAUAAAAAAAUGACUGAAGAGAAGGAAGAGAGUGAAGGAAGUGACAAUGAAGAAAAUAGUGAUUUAUCUGAAGGAGAAGAAGAAAAAGAAGAACAACCACAACUACAAGCAAAGUCAAAACCAAGCAAAUCUAAUCCAUCAGAACCAGCCCCAAAACCAGCUUCGACAAAAUUGACUCCAUUACAACAGAAAAUGAUGAUGAAGUUAUCCGGUUCCAGAUUCAGAUGGAUCAAUGAACAACUUUAUACUACCAGAUCCGAAGAAGCUCUACAAUUAAUCAAAGACCAACCAGAAUUGUUCGAUGCCUAUCACCAAGGUUUCAGAUCCCAAGUUCAAGGCUGGCCAGAAAACCCAGUAGACGUUUUUGUUCAAGAAUUCAAAUUCAGAUCCAAAAAGCCAGUUAAUGCCCCAGGGGGGUUACCAGGUAUUGUCAAUGAAGAUACUAAUGAGAAAACCGUUGUGAUUGCCGAUAUGGGAUGUGGGGAAGCCCAAUUAUCGAAAGAUAUUGGAGAGUUUGUCAAACAGUUCAAUGGCGGGAAGAACAAGAAGUUCAAGAAGAAUGAUAGAACAUCGAGAUUUAAUAAACUUAAGAAAUUGAAUGUCGAAGUUCAUAGUUUUGAUUUGAAAAAGGCUAAUGAUCGCAUCACGGUGGCAGAUAUCAAGAAUGUUCCAUUACCUGAUGGAUCAUGUUCUGUGGUGAUUUUCUGUUUAGCAUUAAUGGGGACAAACUUUUUGGAUUUUGUCAAUGAAGCGUAUAGACUUCUAGCUCCAAGAGGGGAAUUGUGGAUUGCAGAAAUUAAAUCAAGAUUCAAUGAUGUUAAAGAUGGCAAACCCCAGCAAGGUCAAGGUGAAGAGUUUGUCAAUGCUUUGAAAUUAUUGGGAUUUUUUCAUAAGAGAACCGAUACAGAAAAUAAAAUGUUUGUUAGAUUCGAGUUUUUCAAACCUCCACCAGAUAUUCUUGAAGAAAGAAAACAGAAAUUGGAAAGACAGAAGAAAUUCAUUGAGGUUGAAACCGAAAAGGAGCAGUUGAUUGAAAAAAGAGAGAAGAAUGCUGAAGGUAAUUGGUUAUUGAAACCUUGUAUUUAUAAGAGAAGAUAA
Messenger RNA from Saccharomycopsis crataegensis, 1275 nucleotides. RefSeq names its product 25S rRNA (adenine645-N1)-methyltransferase (gene RRP8). Gene Ontology annotation, molecular function: rRNA (adenine) methyltransferase activity. The transcript has a single exon. Gene Ontology annotation, cellular component: nucleolus. The record is from RefSeq and is a predicted model, not a curated record. Lineage: Eukaryota; Fungi; Ascomycota; Saccharomycetes; Ascoideales; Saccharomycopsidaceae. Bases 1 to 1275 code for a protein of 424 amino acids. Gene Ontology annotation, biological process: ribosomal large subunit biogenesis; rRNA methylation.